AUCCAUUGACACAUAGAGUGAAUCUGCUCAGCCAUAUGGACCCAACGGCCACCCAUUCGCUAUCGCCCCAUUCUCAGGAAGUUGCUCCAUCCAUUAUAUUUGAAGCGGUUCACACACGCGCACACCCUCACUUGUCCUUCUCUCGCUCCAGCCUCUCGGCCUUUUCUCUGUCUUCCCUCGACCCGUCCAAGCUGACAGAGGGCCGUCGAAAUGCAACCCAAACGUGAAGCACACCGCACCGCCGCCCACGACAUACAGCUUAGUCGACCCCCACGCACACGACGCGCGUACACACAUGUUGUGUGGCCGAGAUGCACCAUGAUGGAUCACACAUCUCGAGCUUGGUCAGCGCACAUUGCGCUGAAAAUGAGAACCAUUCACUGACUGGUCUUGUGUGACUUUGCAAAUGUCACCAGGAUGCCAUGCAAAUGUCACCAGGCUGGUGAAUCGCCCAUAUGUUUCAGCUGGAUAAGUCGCUUGUGUCUCUGUUGUCAGUAUGUGUCUCAGGCGAUGGCUUUAAGACGCGAAUUAGCCGGCCACCCACAUGCAACACAAUGGGCAGUGUCAAUCCCUCAAUGUCGUUCCGCAAUGAAGAGCAUCUUGGAGAUGAAUGCCGCCUGCACGAGACGAGACAUACACACGUACGGGAAACUCAUGAGAAGCACCGUGAAUGAUGCAGAGUCCUGUGCACAUACCGAGGAGCUUCGAUCACAAUGGGCCUCCUUGGGGUGGGCUCGAUGCUGGUAGACGUAGCGCUCGAUGAUCUGCUCCACGUCCUCGUAUGACUCGUCAGUCAGGUGGUGGUCAUACAGGCAUGUCUUCGCCAGGUCUAGGUUGAUUUGGAUGGAGCCUUCUAGCGCAGUCGCGUCUCUGGGUCGCUCAGGGCAUAUCAGCUUGCUCACUUGCCUCUCUUUGACCCGCGUCUUCUGUUUGUAAGGGUCCCAGUAUUCUACGGGUACAGACAUGGUGAACCCGUAGCUCGCCAUGCACCCAAUCAGGCGCUGGACUUCAAGCGCGUCGUCCUGAGUGACGAGAGCCACAGAGCCACACUCGGGAGACAGCUGCGAUUGACCGUGUAUAACGACAAGGCAAUACCACGUAUCUCAGUGCCUGCUCAUCAGGCGCCUUGCGGUGGCAUGGGAGGGCCGAGUGCGAGGCGAAAGCCGUGUCGUCUUCCUCGUGGAACCAACCAUGAAGAUCAGUCAGUGCGAGACUCCCUUCCUCCAAACUCAGCUGCGGCCAAACAGAGACAGCACGGCCGUCUGCACGCCCUGGUCUCCGUGUCUUCUUGUCUCUUCCGUACCGUCCUCUUCUUUAAUUCCUCGUGUGUCUCAACAUUUCCAAGGUCCAGCAGUCUCAUCUUCGAGCCGGCAUCUGUCAUACAUCAGCAUUGCAACAGUCGAUAUGAACUUAUGCCCUCUGCUGUGGACGUCUGUCGCGUCACUCACCCAGCGCGCAAUGAUGGAAUCCGUGUCUCAGCACAGCUCCCGCAGCUCUUGUUAGGAGGGUUAUGGUGUACCAGCCCAACGAGGUCGCUUUCACCUUCUUCGUCGCUUGGGACUGGUCCCAAGCAGCAGCAAAAGAUCGAAGUCAGACAUGUCUCUUGUCUGCUGUGGCCAUACUUGUGUGUCGACGCGCAUGUUGGGGUUCCUCGCUUGGGCGAGCCAGCCGAUGCCUCGGCGAAGGGCAUUGAGCUCCUGGCCGUACGAAAGAAUCAAACAGUCUGCGUGAGGACGGCGAACCAAUAUAUGAGUGGCAAGACCGGCGAGGAAUGCCCCCCGCGUACCCGGCAGAAUACUGCGACCAUCGGGGGCUCGCUGCACCGUAAUCCUGUGGGGCAUCCUGGGGAAUGCUCGGGCCUCAUACUCCUCGUACAGGCCGCCGUGAACGUGAUCGGUCAUUUCUUUCGACAAAUGGUACCGCCUCCAGAAUCUCUGCAUGGCUGAUCGACAACAAGAAGUCAUUUGUAUUGCGUGGCAGAGCCGGCCUUAUGACGGACAUGACGCCACCUGUGCUUUCCUGUUCCAGUACGCCCUUGAGUGCUUCUUCUUCUUUGGGGACGCGCUUGUAAUCUGCACAAAAUAGAUGUCUCCAUUGGGCUGCAAUUCAUGCUCAUUCCUCACACCGACCAGGAAACGUGGGGUUGAGGAGUGGGACUUUGAUGAGGACAGGGGAGUUGUCGGGCAGAGGAGCUCCCGUCACGUCAUCUAAGUCGACAAGCUUCCACUCGCUGCCUGCAUGACGCCCGAGAAGAGGAAAAUGGCCAACGCGGACUAGCUGCGCCACUUCCGCUGUCACCUUUUCGGAGGUUCGCAGUCAGUGCAAUAAGAGAGGAUGCAUGGAAGACCUCCAGGCGGUCAACAUUCUCGGGCUCCCCCAACAAUGUCAUGUCGACAAACUUGUCUGCACAGCACGAAGGAGUUCAGCGAGAUCAAGGAGUCGCUGGUCUGACGUCACCUGUGUCAGCCUGUCCGCUUCGCUGCACAAUGAUCGAAUACUCCUCAGCCAUCGCCUGAACGUGACGAGUGAGACACACACGGGCAGAGACAGACCAUUGCAAGAGACAGCCCGAGUAUUUGUCAGCGGUGUGCUGUCACCUUCGCCGUGAAAAAAUUUAGGCCAUCAGGGUGCUUCUUGACGUAAAACUGCUUCUCCUUGAGUUCGCCGUCGGCAUACCAGAAUAUGACAAAGGCCUUGUCGGCCUCCUGCCAGCGGACGCCCAUCGCCACCUGCCGGCACCGCACGAAUGGCUGGCUGCAUAUCGGGGCGACGUACUUGAGAAUCUUCGCCCUGUCGAUUGCUUGAAGUUCGGCAUCCGGCUGUGUGUGAGAAUCAUUGAGUACCCCCAGACCGUCCGUGACGACAGCCGCAGUGGCAGGGCCGGCGACAACGAAAGAGAACAACAAAACGAGAUGCAUUCUGAAGCAGCGGGUGUGGUGCAAUACGCGAGAGGAGCAACGCAGAGAGCUUG
This is a messenger RNA of Vitrella brassicaformis, 2971 nucleotides long. The record is from the annotation of a GenBank genome assembly. NCBI's taxonomy places the organism in Eukaryota, Vitrellaceae.